Rotaria sordida is the source of this 1735-nucleotide messenger RNA. Lineage: Eukaryota; Metazoa; Rotifera; Eurotatoria; Philodinida; Philodinidae. The record is from the annotation of a GenBank genome assembly.
UUUUUUUUUGUUCUCUCGUAUAGCUUCUGUAGCUGAUCUUGCUGAUUUAUUGAAAAGUGAACCACAAGAUGAUUAUAUUGUUGGUUUACAAGAUACUCUAUCUGCUGUAUUUUCAUCACCAACAAUAUUUUCACUUGCAUAUUGUCAUGAUUUACUUCUUCGUUUUAUUCAACAACCAGAAAAUAUGCGUCCUACUUCAACAGAUAAUCUAUCUUUAUUAACAUCAUUACUUAAAGAUCUUGAAAUCGUGGGCAUGACAAAUAAAUAUGCACGUGAAUUAGAUAGUAUUUUACGAAAUCCACAUAUACGAAUGAUUAUGGAUGCUCAUCAAACGAUAGCAACACGAGAAUAUGCUGAAGAGCAAUUACCAAUUGGUUAUUUACCUGAUGCAGCUAAACCUUUACCUGAUAUAUCAUCACCAUCAUAUAUUUAUCCCGGUACAAUGCCACCAAUGCCACCAAAAACUAUUGGUAUUGAAUCAACUGGUGAAGAACAUUUAGGUAUUACUGUUAAAUUAAAUGAAGUGGGAGAUUUAGAAAUAAAACGAAUUGUACAAGGAGGUUUAAUUGAUAAACAAGGUCUUCUUCAUGUCGGUGAUAUAAUUAAAGAAAUUAACGGUGAAAUUGUUAAUACACCUGAAGAAUUACAAGAUAAAUUAAGAAAUGCUCGUGGUGCUGUAACAUUUAAAGUUAUUCCAAGUUAUUAUGAUUUUCCAUCACCAUCACAAUUAUUUAUUCGAACUCAUUUUUCUUAUGAUCCAGCAAAAGAUAAAUUAAUUCCAGCUAAAGAAGCUGGAUUAGUAUUUGAUGAAGGUGACAUAUUACAAAUACUUUCACAAGACGAUGUUCAUUGGUGGCAGGCAAGACAAGUAAAAGAUCCAACACAAAAAGGUCUUAUACCAUCACAAUAUCUUGAAGAACGACGUAAAGCUUUUGUACCACCUGAAAAUGAUUUUUCUAAAACAUCACUUGUAUGUGGUUUAAUUGAUCGUCGAAAAAAAAAACGUUUAUUAUUUAAUGUUAAAGAUUCAUCAUUAUUUGAUAAAGGUGAUAUAUGUCUUUAUGAAGAAGUAGCACGUAUGCCACCAUUUGCAAGAAAAUGUUUAAUUUUAAUUGGAGCACGUGGUAUUGGAAGACGAACAUUAAAAAGUCGUUUAGUUGCACUUGAUCCAGAUCGAUUUGGAACAACAAAACCACAUACAUCACAUUCAUUACGUACUAAUGAUGGGUUAAAUGCUUAUUAUCAUAUGGAUAGAAAUGAUAUGGAAAAUGAAAUUGAAACAGGUGGUUUUCUUGAACAUGGUCUAUAUGGUGAACAUUUAUAUGGAACAAAAUUUGAUUCUGUUCGACGAGUUAUACAAUCAGGUAAAAUGUGUGUAUUGGAUGUUGAACCAACGGCUUUAAAAUUAAUUUGUAAUAAAGAAUUUAUGCCAUAUGUGGUAUUUGUUAAAGCACCGAAUAUGGAUUAUCUUCGUUACAUGCAAUAUAAUGAUAAACAAAGAGCAACAAAAAUGAGAACAAAAAGUAAUAUGAGUAAUAAUUCAUCAUUGAAUUUAUCGUCAAAAGAUCUUGAACAAGUUGUUUUGGAAAGUGAUGCUUUAGAACGUGACUAUCAUACUUAUUUUGAUCUUACACUUGUUGCUGAAGAUAUUGAUAAAACGUUUGAACAACUUGUUCGAGCUGUCGAAGCAUUAAGUGCUGAACCUCAAUGGGUGAAUGUUCAAUGGUUUUCUUAA